AGUUUUUUUUGUCCCUUCUCAAGAUGUUAAUCUCUUAUGUGCAUGUUUCUUCAUAUUUUUGGGUGAAAUUGCAGCGCGUUAAAGUGUACCGUUUGAAUGAAGAUGGGAAGUGGGAUGAUCAGGGGACUGGACAUGUCACCGUUGAUUAUAUGGAGAGAUCAGAAGAACUUGGUGUUUAUGUGAUUGAUGAAGAAGACAAAGAAGCCUUACUUGUACACCGAAUCAAUGCAGAAGAUAUAUAUAGAAAACAAGAAGAUACAAUCAUCUCCUGGCGAGAUCCUGAGUAUUCUACUGAAUUAGCUCUUAGCUUUCAAGAAACAGCAGGGUGCUCAUACAUAUGGGAUCAGAUUUGCAGUGUACAGAGAAGUAUUCGUUUUGGUACCCUCAACAACGAAGCAUACCAUGGUAUCAACAGUGAGUUGAGAGAAUUGCCUGCAGUUGAACUUUCUACACUUCCUUUGAUACUGAAGACUGUUGUUGAAAGUAGCAUUUCUGAUCAAAUACGUGCAACGGAACUAAUUUUGCGUGAUGUGAGUUCUCUACCUAUUUUUUUUCGGAAGCUUAUGGAUCUAUUUCGGAUGUGCGAGGAAUUGGACAACAUAGACAGUCUUCAUAUAAUAUACAAGAUAAUCCGCGGAAUCAUUUUACUAAAUAGCCCUCAGAUCUUUGAGAAAAUUUUUGGGGAUGAAUUGAUCAUGGAGAUUAUUGGCUGCCUUGAAUAUGAUCCAGAAUUGCAACAUGUGCAACACCAUAGGAGUUUUCUUAAGGAACAUGUAGUCUUCAAGGAGGCUAUACCUAUUAAAGACCCUAUUGCUGUGUCGAAAAUACACCAAACAUAUAGAAUUGGUUAUUUGAAGGAUGCUAUUUUGCCAAGGGCACUGGAUGAUGCCACUAUUGCAAAUAUCAACUCUAUCAUCCAGUCAAAUAAUGCAAUGGUGCUUUCUUUAUUAAAAGAUGAUAGCACUUUCACUCAAGAGCUGUUUGCCAAGUUGAAGUCACCUUCCACUUCUGAAGAAUCCAAGAAGAAUUUGGUAUUCUUCUUACAUGAGUUCUGUAACCUAAGUAAGAGCUUGCCCGUGGUCCAGCAAAUGCGAUUAUUUAGGGAUCUGGUUAGUGAGGGGUUAUUUGACGUCAUUGCUGACAUUUUGCAGAGUCGAGAUAAGAAGCUUGCACUAACUGGGACAGACAUCCUUGUCCUCAUUCUUAAUCAGGAUCCAAACCUCUUAAAAACUUAUGUUAGUCGGCAAGAAGGGGUUGCCUUUCUUGGACUUCUGGUUACAGGAAUGCUUACUGAUUUUGAGGAUGACAUGCAUUGCCAGUUUCUUGAAAUUCUUAGGAGCCUUUUGGAUUCUUAUACAUCCGCAGGACAGAGAGAUACCAUCAUCGAGAUUUUCUACGAGAAACACUUGGGUCAAUUGAUUGACGUUAUACGAUUAUCAUGUGCUCCUAGCAUCACUUCCCAAUCACCAGAUAGAUGUGAGAGUCCUGAAAGAGGCAAACUGUGUCAGAUUAGGACAAAACCUGAGAUUCUCUUGAACAUUUGCGAUCUAUUGUGUUUUUGCGUGUUACACCACCCUUACAGAAUAAAGGGUAACUUUCUUCUGGAUAAUGUAAUAGACAAUAUUUUGCUUCUAACACAAAGAAGGGAAAAGUACAUUGUAGUUGCUGCUGUUCGUUUUUUCCGAACUCUUGUUUCACGAAAUGAUGAGCAUCUGAUGAGUCACAUUGCGGGAAACAACCUUUUGAAACCUAUUGUAGAUGCAUUUAUUCGCAAUGGGAGUCAUUAUAACUUGCUGCACUCCGCAACUCUAGAACUUUUUGAGCACAUCCGGAAGGAUAUAAAGAUACUACUCAAAUAUUUAGUUGAAUCAUUUUGGAAUGAAUUGGCUGAAUUUGAGAAUCUAUCUUCCAUUCAAGCACUAAAAGUUAAAUAUGAUCAGUCCAUGGAGAACUCUGGUUCCAAGGCCUCAAUUGAUAAGAUGGAUACCAGAAAGAGAGUAGAUGAGCGCGCGAUGGAGAAAGAGGAGGAAGAUUAUUUUAACGAGGAAAGCGAUGAAGAAGAUUCAGCAUCAGUAUCCAUGGCAAGAUCUCCUAAGGAGCAGGUUCAGCCUCAAUUGCAGAACGGUUCUGCUGCAAAUUCUACAUCAUUGAGUCCUAGAACUGGGGGUGGCCUUGUUGAUUAUGAUGACGACGAAGAUGACGAAGAUUAUAAGCCACCAUCAAGAAAGCAGCUUCCCGAAAAUUCUGAUGCAGACGAGGGAGCGUUGAGAUUAAAAAGAAAGUUGUCAUCAAAGGAAGAACCCGAGCCAGUAAAGAAACAGCGUAUAGUUAAAAACACCAAAACAAAAGAGGGAGUUUUAGCAGCAUUAUGUUCUACCUUAAGUCAAGCUGUCUUACCCAUUAAAAGAGCAUCAAGCCCUAUGCGAGUCAUCUCUCCAUUAGCAGACUCGAAAAAAAACAGCACCGACGAAGAGAAGCAAAUUGCUAAAGAAUCAACUAACCAUUCAGAGAAUUGUUGUAAAACCAAUGACGAUGAUUUAGAUCAAAACGGCUCAGUAAGCUGUUCAGAAACCCCACUUAGUAGUAGUAGUACUUCAGAUAAUGGACAAUCUUCGAGUGGUGAAGAAGAUGAGGGUCCUCUAGUAACUAGUACUGCUAAAAUGGCUGUAAAUGGAUCCUGAAUCGGUUUCCAGGCCCGAUGAUAAUGUUUAUCGUGCCUUCCUUUCCUCCUCCUCCCCUUUUUAUUUUUAUUUUAUUUCUUCAUCUCAUAUUUCAUCAGUGUAUGUUAUGGGCAGAUUCAGAUGGAGCUGAAUUAUAUUGCUCCUUCUCCAUGGAAGGUGAAAUUGUUUGAACCUGAAGGGGAAAACUGUACAGCGCCAUUGAAGGCUUAGCUGAAAAAUGUUAUGCCAUUUCAUUUACACCAACUGCAUCCAGAUUCUGCCUUGAUUUAGUCAUCAUGUUUUGAGAAACAAAAAAAAGAAGAAGAAGAUGUUGCCAUUGUAAAACCUUAACUAAUGUUCAAUACUUGUUUUCGUUUUUUCUUUCCGACUUCUUUAGACUUUAUUCAUUAUCGACUAGAUAUUUUGCUAAUCAUAACUAGCAAGCAAUAGGGUACUAAAUUUGCCCAUCUCCCCGUGUAGUUUCUUCCAUUCACAAUUUUGCCUUCAUUGGUGGUGUUGUUGAUGGUCAUUUUUUAUGCAGUUUUAAGAAUUACUUCAUUUAAGUUGUACAUUAUGCAGAUUAUUAACGAUUCACCCUCUCUUUUUUUUUUAUCA
This is a messenger RNA of Impatiens glandulifera, 3275 nucleotides long. RefSeq names its product serine/threonine-protein phosphatase 4 regulatory subunit 3B-like. Lineage: Eukaryota; Viridiplantae; Streptophyta; Magnoliopsida; Ericales; Balsaminaceae. Gene Ontology annotation, molecular function: protein phosphatase activator activity. The coding region runs from base 24 to 2681 and encodes 885 amino acids. The transcript is spliced from 23 exons. Gene Ontology annotation, biological process: protein dephosphorylation. The record is from RefSeq and is a predicted model, not a curated record. Gene Ontology annotation, cellular component: protein phosphatase 4 complex; nucleoplasm.